Messenger RNA from Dimorphilus gyrociliatus, 1018 nucleotides. Lineage: Eukaryota; Metazoa; Annelida; Polychaeta; Dinophilidae. The record is from the annotation of a GenBank genome assembly.
AUCUCUGAUUGUUUCUCUAUUUUCCAAUUACACUUUUCCUAUGAAUAUUUUCAUUGAUAAGACAGUUAAACUAACUGAUAUAUCCUAUAUCGUAUGUCGGAGUAUGGAUUUGGAAUAUGGUUACAGGAGACCCGAAAUGUGCGAUAGUGAAUCUACAACUGGUUAUGGUCAAUCGUCAUCGUUAAUUCAGUGUGAUUUUAUGGCCCGUAGUAUGAAAAAUUGUAGAUUUAUAGUAAUGGGUUUUAUUCUUACGUCAUCGCUAUGUAAAUUUCACUGUCGUAAGCCCGAUAAUAACCAAUCGUGGAAAGAAAAUCAAUUUAGGAUUUAUUCAUCUGAAAAUUUAAUAUUAUACAAAAAUAGCUCAACUAAUCUUUCAACUAUUUCUGGCGAACUUCAAAUAUUCGUAAAAAAUUUGUGGUACGCCGUCUACGUUCCACUAUUCCAAAAAUUUGAAGCUGACAUCAUUUGCAAGCAUUUCCUUUUCAAAAAUGGUACAUAUUUUAAGGUUGACUUUUCCAAGGAAAAGUACUACUACGAAAUGAACUUUUGGUUGGAAUGUGAUAAAAAUGUUACAAGUUUUCUUCAGUGCAGGUUAAGAUAUUUGAAUAGAAAAACAGUUAGACAAAAAAUUGGUAUUAAAUGCGUUCAAGAAAGUGAUUUAAUAUCUUGCAAUAAAGAAAAUACUUUAAGCUAUGAUGGAAAAUGUUACAUUUAUCAAUUUUUAAAGGAACGAAUAUCUUUCGAUGCUAGUGAAAAAGCAUGUAAGAAUGUAAACAUGACAUUGAUGUCUUUAUCAGUUAGAUUUAAAGUUAAUAUGAUCUACUUAUUGGAUUUUUAUUAUAAUGCGGCUGAUGUUAAACUUUCCCAAGCUCAACUGUCAAAAUUCUCUAGAUUUAAGAAAGAACUCCCAUUCGGAAUAAAACGGUUGAAAAAUAUCUAUAAUCAAUACGAAAGAACUACAACAGAUAACGUUCCCUUGGACAUAUCUGGUUUAUGGGAUAACACCGCCUACAUGUAA